CGUAAUUACUUCCGGUGCGUCGGUGUUACCAGGGAAACGCAGGGCCGCUGCUGUUGCAGUUUGAUGCUGGGUUGUUGACAACAUAACGCUGAACCGAGCAACUGACUCAAAAUGAGUGAAGAGGACAGAUAUGUGUUUAUUGCAGAAUGGUAUGAUCCAAAUGCUGCCCUUCAGAGACGUUACCAGCUCAUCUAUUACACUAAGGAUCAAUCUGUUGAAAUGUAUGAUGUAAAGAACCAUCGAAUCUUCUUGAGGAGAACAAAAUAUGAAGAAUUACGAAAAGAAGAUUUAUUUGUUGGCAACAAAAUAAAUGUUUUCUCUCGCCUCCUCCAUUUAAUUGACUAUGGAGAUCAGUACACUGCUCGCAAGGUUGGCAGUAAAAAAGAAAAGACGUUGGCUAUGAUAAAGCCUGAUGCUGUAAUGAAAAUGGGUUCAAUUAUUGAAUCGAUCUUAGAUUCCGGAUUCCUAAUCACUAAAGCUAAAAUGGUUCUCCUCAGUCGAGCUGAAGCAAUGGAUUUCUACAGAGAACACCACUCAAAAUCCUUUUUUAAUGAUCUUAUUCAUUUUAUGACCAGUGGACCCAUUGUAGCGUUGGAGGUGGUUGGAGAUGAUGCUGUAGCUUCCUGGAGAAAACUGUUGGGUCCAACCAACGCUGGCAUUGCAAGAAGUGAAUCGCCGGAAAGCAUAAGGGCAAGAUUUGGUACCGACGGCACAAAAAACGCCGCUCACGGCUCAGAUUCCAUUGCUUCGGCUGCCAGACUUGACUUGAACGGGAUGUUUGACACAUCGUCUCGCACAAACAAGUUGGAGUUAGAGUUUUUCUUUCCAUCGAGUGGAGGUCCUGGACCAAAAAACACUGCAAAGCUUACAGAUUGCACCUGCUGUAUUAUUAAGCCCCAUGCUGUUUCUGAAGGUCUGACAGGAAAAAUACUAAAUGACAUACUGAGCACGGGUUUUGAAAUUUCUGCAAUGCAAAUGUUUACCAUGGAGAAAGCCAACGCUGAAGAAUUUUAUGAAAUAUACAAAGGUGUUGUAGCAGAAUACAAUGAAAUGGUGGCUGAAUUAUGUUGUGGUCCUUGUGUUGCUUUGGAAAUCCGUGAUGCUGACGCUCCGAAACGUUUUAGAGAAUACUGCGGCCCUUCUGAUCCCGAAAUAGCACGUCAUCUACGACCCAGGACCCUCCGUGCUCGUUUUGGAAAAAAUAAAAUAAAAAAUGCAGUUCACUGCACUGAUUUGCCAGAGGAUUCGGUAUUAGAGGUACAAUAUUUUUUCAAAAUUUUGGACAGCUAAAGAUCCACAGAAGAAAAACACAAACCGAUGACUUGGUUUAUUAAUUUUAUUUGUCUGAUGUUCCAACUUGACUGAUAGAACAAGAGCACUGUACUCCUGGCAAAUGUUACAGAUGUUCGAACAAUGUGCGCACAGUAGACAUUAAUACAUCCUAUGGGAUACUGCAUUGCCUUUUCUAAAAGUUGUUUAAAAUAAAGAUUUAUUUUUCAA
Spea bombifrons (plains spadefoot toad) is the source of this 1500-nucleotide messenger RNA. RefSeq names its product NME/NM23 family member 7 (gene NME7). The transcript has 13 exons. Gene Ontology annotation, cellular component: centrosome. Gene Ontology annotation, biological process: UTP biosynthetic process; CTP biosynthetic process; GTP biosynthetic process. Bases 112 to 1290 code for a protein of 392 amino acids. Lineage: Eukaryota; Metazoa; Chordata; Amphibia; Anura; Pelobatidae. The record is from RefSeq and is a predicted model, not a curated record. Gene Ontology annotation, molecular function: nucleoside diphosphate kinase activity; ATP binding.